CCACGUCGCCUCCAAGGAAUUGCAUGCUGCCACGUGGAGCAUACAUGUCUUCAAGACGUGAGCUGCCAUCAUCAGCUACUGCUGUAAGAACGUAUAGCCUCGAUAUAGAGUCAUGCCGCCCGAAGCUCGGUGGUACUACCCUCGCACCUUGAAGCUCUGAUUUUCGCUGCCAUCACUCCUAUUGGCAGAGUGUGUGCAGUUUGUAUUUGGGCGUGGAAUGGACGAAGACUUCUUGCCACCGGCGCGCGCCGACACGUCGCCAUGGGCGCUUCGCGCCGCUGGCGGCCUUGUCUUUGGCCUCGUCAUUGGCCCACUGAUUGCACUUCUGUGCCUGCCCAUCCUGCUCUUUCUCGGUCUCUUCAAGCGCGAGGUGCUACGGCCUGUCGUUCGCGCGGCUUCGUACGACGCGUUCGAGAAAACGCCGUACUACAAGGACCCGGCCCGCCUCGGCCGCGUGUUUGCGACGCCUGUCGGGCAGCUCUACCGUCGCGGGGGGCUCGAGUACCAAGCGCGCGAAGGCUACUGCUCGGUUGCGACGCAGCGCAACCUGCUGAAAUCGCUGCCACUCGUGUUGCCCUCGCAGCUACCACCCGCGCGAGGCGGCGCCGCAACGGCAGCUCAGUUUGCCGACGCGCUGCUCCGCCAUAGCCACGGCCUUGUGACCUCGACACAGGUCGUCUAUGGCAGCGACGGCGUUGACGCGUUCUGUGCGGCGCUGCGCCUCGCCAAUGACGAGAACCACCGCGUCGCCGUCAAUUUUUUACACGCCACGUUGUCAGGUACGGGGCCGCUCUGGCUGCCGUGGAACCUUCCGUUGGGAGUCGUGAGCGGCCACUUCUCCAACGUCGUUGGCUUCCUCGACGACGAGAACCUCGUCGCGAUCUUCGACGUCAACGAUGGCUACGGCGCAUACCUCGUGGACGCGACACGGCUCUUUGAAGCGGUUUGCGCCGUCGACAUUUCCAGCAACCGAUCCCGCGCUCUCAUUGUCGCAUCGAUUGCAUCCCAAAGAGUAUAAUGAUUUAGUUCCUGUUUGUUAUUUGUUACUACUUCCGCCACCUCAAAUUACGUAAAGGCUCAAAGGGUCGAUAAGUAGUGGGAGAAGGA
Messenger RNA from Saprolegnia diclina VS20, 1107 nucleotides. RefSeq lists its product as hypothetical. Gene Ontology annotation, biological process: phytochelatin biosynthetic process; response to metal ion. The record is from RefSeq and is a predicted model, not a curated record. The transcript has a single exon. NCBI's taxonomy places the organism in Eukaryota, Oomycota, Saprolegniomycetes, Saprolegniales, Saprolegniaceae. The coding region runs from base 218 to 1018 and encodes 266 amino acids. Gene Ontology annotation, molecular function: glutathione gamma-glutamylcysteinyltransferase activity; metal ion binding.